AUGCCAGAGCAGCCGAGGCCUUCUGCACGGCGUCUGAGCGGCCACUCGAGCUCACGGCGACCGCCGCGACUGUCUGCUGCCCCCGCUGCACCCUCGUCCGGCUCGACCGUCUGCGACCUCAGACGUCUCGAGAGCUACUGCCAGGCGUCGUCGCAGCGCUGCGCCGCCCUCGAACACUCGCUCGCACGUCUCGAGCACGACGUCGACGCCCGCAUCUCGCAGUGGGACGACCACCUCGCGUCCCUCACCUCGGUCGACGAGCGCGCAAAGCAGCUCACGGCCCAGCUCACGGCCCAGCUCGCCGCCCUGCGCACCGCGGCGGGCCCGCAAGUCGCUCAAGCCCGCAUCGCUGUCGGCGAGUCGCAGAGCCGCGUCAACGAGAGCGACGCCUCGCUCGACAAGAGCAUCGGUAACGUCGAGCGCGCUCGCCGCAAGCUCGACGAGUUACAGCGACAGUUCAAGGACAAAGAGGCGGCCCUCGAGCGCGCCGAGAGCUGGCUCAGCUGGCUCACCGGCCUCGCCAUCCUCCUCCUCGCAGUCCUCGCCGCCGUCGCCGCCUAUUUCGCCAACCUGCACCACAGCCUCUGAGCGUUCCCCUCCCUCGAGUCCAUCUCGCCGUUCCCGCCGUUCCCGGCGCUCUCCCUCUCUCUCUGUUCACGUGUCGUAUUUGUAGAAAGCAUCGUAUUCCUGCCCUGCAAUAGACCCGUCCCUCCUCG
Messenger RNA from Rhodotorula graminis WP1, 716 nucleotides. RefSeq lists its product as uncharacterized. The transcript is spliced from 5 exons. The coding region runs from base 1 to 588 and encodes 195 amino acids. The record is from RefSeq and is a predicted model, not a curated record. NCBI's taxonomy places the organism in Eukaryota, Fungi, Basidiomycota, Microbotryomycetes, Sporidiobolales, Sporidiobolaceae.